Molecule: messenger RNA, 1883 nt
Organism: Engraulis encrasicolus (European anchovy)
Lineage: Eukaryota; Metazoa; Chordata; Actinopteri; Clupeiformes; Engraulidae
Product: interferon-induced protein with tetratricopeptide repeats 5-like
Exons: 2
Coding region: 61-1503 (480 amino acids)
Biological process (GO): defense response to virus
Cellular component (GO): cytosol
Molecular function (GO): protein binding
Source: RefSeq, a predicted model, not a curated record
CUGUUGUAGACUCUGCCAGCCAGCCACGGAUUAAAGCCCGAGACGGAUUGCUUUAACAUUAUGAAUCCUUCUCAUGACAGAGUUUUGACGACGCUUCGAAAGCUGGAGUGUCAUUUCACGUGGACUCUGAGCAAAGAAAAUGUAGACCUGUCAGAUCUUCAGACAAGGCUGGAGGAUGAAAUUGAGCUGGACCUGGGCAAGAAAGAAGGAGCAGCUCGAUCCCACUGUUUUUUGGCCUAUGUUAGAUACCUGCAGGGGUCUUCAGAUGAUGCCAUUGCAAACCUGGUCCAAUCAGAGGAGCUUGCAAGAGAACAUCAUGGCGAGGACUGUGAGCCGUUUCUCAUUGUCACGUACAACAACUAUGCUUGGCUCCAUUACCAUCGUGGAGAAUACCCUCAGUGUGAGAGCUACUUGGAGAAGCUUGCUGAUAUUAUGAAGAAGUUCCCUACAGGGGCUCCAACUGUCCUUCACCCACAGGUCUAUGGUGAGAAAGGCUGGACCUUUCUCAAGUUUGCCCGCAGGUACAAUGACAAAGCAAAGGAGUGCUUCAAAAGAGCCUUGGAGCUGGAGCCAGACAGCAGUGAAUGGAAUGCUGGCUAUGCCAUUGCUCUUUAUCGCACAGAAAAGGAGACUGCAGGAGCUGAAGACUCAGAAACAGUUAAGCAACUACGAAGAGCCAUAGAGAUAAACCCACAGGACGCAGUGCUAAAGGUUUUGUUAGGCCUGAGGCUGAACGUUUUGAAGGACGAGUGUGAGGAGGGUGAGGAGUUGGUAGAGGAUGCUCUCGAGAUGGAACCAAGCAACCCACACGUGAUUCGUUACGUGGGAAAAUACUACCGCCAGCUUGGUUCUGUUGAUCGGGCCAUCACCUUGUUCAAAAGGGCCGUGGAGCGCACCCAGGACGCUGCCUUUCUUCACCAUCAGCUGGCGCUGUGCUACAAGAGGAAGAAGUUAGACUUGUUUCGCAUCACAUGGGGCAAGGGCAAAAGUUGUGAGAUAUCGCAGCUCAACCGCCAGAUCAUCUAUCACCUGGAGCUGGCCACAACCCUUAAGGCGAACUUCAUAUUCGCUAAGACCGACCUAGCAGUGCACUACGGGGAGAGCAACGACAUGGUCCGAGCUGAAGAGAUGUUUCAGGCCACAUUUGACGCUGCCAGGGCAAACCAUGAGCCAUUGCAAGUCAUCCACCUCUACUACGCUCAGUUUCAGCAGUACCGCAACAAGUGUGAAACACUGGCCAUCAAGCACUACAAAGACUGUUUGACACUUGGACCGGAAACUUAUCAAGGGGAGAAGAGUGCUUCAAACUUGAAGAAAAUUGCAGAGAAACGUCUGGCCAGAGACCACCAAGAUGCAGAGGCCUUUGGGAUUUUGGGUUUUGUUCAUAAGGCGAAAGGAGAGAGGCGCCAGGCUUUGGAGUGCUUUGAGAAAGCGAUGGAGAUCGACUGCAGCAAUGACGAGUAUCUCAGUGCGCACUGCGAGCUCAGCUUGUCUUUGCAGUAAGAUUUAUUGAGCAGAUCAUCUUCUACAUGUCUUCAUAAGUAGUCGCAUGGUACCAUUGCUCCAAUGGAUUGCUUUGUUACUUGCUGAAAAACAUGUUACAGGCAUUCAUUACUAACAUGUUAUAACUGUCAUUGGCAUUUUAGCUGUAGCUAGACAUAGACAUGCAGUAUCUUCAGUCUGUGUGCAUAUGACUACACUGUAUACGCAGGGCUGGAUUAAAAUGGCCUGGGGUCCCUAGGCUACAGAUUGCUGUGGGGCCCCCUUGAAAGGCAAACUUUGUGACAAAUUUACAUAAAUAGUGUCAUAAUUACAUGGUAGGAAUUAAGGAUGAUAUACUGUAUGUUGUGUCUACCAAUUGUAAUUAACACGACAGAUUCCUU